Toxotes jaculatrix (banded archerfish) is the source of this 2636-nucleotide messenger RNA. It is a transcript of the gene npy7r, whose product is annotated as neuropeptide Y receptor Y7. The transcript is spliced from 2 exons. Gene Ontology annotation, molecular function: neuropeptide Y receptor activity. The record is from RefSeq and is a predicted model, not a curated record. Gene Ontology annotation, biological process: G protein-coupled receptor signaling pathway. Gene Ontology annotation, cellular component: membrane. NCBI's taxonomy places the organism in Eukaryota, Metazoa, Chordata, Actinopteri, Toxotidae. The coding region runs from base 123 to 1238 and encodes 371 amino acids.
UUGGGAGGAGCUUCGGGAUUUUCCCCCUUGUUUCACGCCACUCUCGAGUGAAGACUCGUUUGCAAAAGGAGAUAUAGGGGGGAAGGUGUCGGCACAGCCUCGAUCUGGCAUCUUUCGAUAAAAUGAGCCCACCAGACACAUGCAACAGCACAGAGGAAGGGGAGGCUGGUGAAACUGAUAUCUCCAUACUGUUUAACGACAGCAUGGGUUUGCACCCAUCUGGUUUCCACACUGACAUCACCAAGCACCUUGGAGUCCAGAUCACCCUGAUAACAGCUUACUCCCUAAUCAUUCUGCUGGGGCUGCUGGGCAAUGCUCUUGUCAUCUACAUGAUUAUUCGCUACAGAAACAUGCGAACAGUGACCAACUUCUUCAUAGCUAACCUGGCCCUGGCAGACCUCCUAGUGAACACUCUCUGUUUGCCCUUCACUCUGGUCUACACUUUGUUAGAUGAAUGGAAGUUUGGGGCAGUGCUGUGCCACAUGGUGCCGUUUGCCCAGGCCCUGAGUGUGCAUGUAUCCAUCUUUACCAUGACUGUCAUUGCUUUGGAGCGUUACCGCUGCAUUGUCUUCCACCUCGGUCGGCGCCUCACGUGGCACUCCAGCUUCCUCAUCAUGGCAUUCACCUGGACUAUGUCUGCUGUGUUGGCAGCACCCCUGGCCAUCUUCAGAGAGCACCGCAAUGAAGAGAUACCUUCCAUCAACCUGCGUAUCGCUGUCUGCUCAGAGAAGUGGCCCCAUGGGAACAGCAGGGAUGGAGUCAUCUACAGCCUCUCAAUGCUGCUCCUACAGUACAUUAUUCCUUUAGCCAUCAUUAGCUAUGCCUACAUCUGCAUCUGGGUCAAACUGAAGAAUCACGUCAGCCCAUCCAGCCGCAACGACAGCAUAAACCGCCGCAAAAAGACCACCAAGAUGUUGGCGCUGGUGGUGGUGGUCUUUGCUAUCUGCUGGUUGCCAUUCCAUGUGUUUCAGCUGGCCAGUGAUCUAGACCUGGUGCUCAGGCUUAAGGAGUACAAACUGAUAUACACAGUGUUCCAUAUAGUGGCUAUGUGUUCAACUUUUACUAAUCCUCUCCUGUAUGGGUGGAUGAAUAAAAACUACCGGAAUGGCUUCCUUAUGGUCUUCCGUUGUGAGGACAAGCCAGAUUCUUUCCAUCCUGAGGGUUCGUUCAGGACACGCUCCAUAAGAGGGCUGACUCUGAAUGGUCGUAAUGGUGGACACCCUCCCACUGCUGUAUGAGACUAAGAGAAUUUAAAAAACCCGUAGAAUAUGAUUGAACGCAUUGAUUACACCUCUGGUCUCUGGUGCUAGUGGUUCAGAAGUAGCCUUUCGACUUGAAUGGUCUGAUCUUGAGCAUCUCUGUGAGCUGGAGAGGGCUCAAAGCUUUGCAUGUAAAUCGCUCGAUGUAAGGCUCUUCUUUCCGUUGUGAACAUUACUGGUGAAAAUACAUUUGUAGAAUCUAUUCAAAUAUGUGCUGAAGAUGUUUACUAAGGUGUUAAGUAACUUGGUACAAUGUAUAAUGUGUUUCCUGUAAACUCAGAGCUCUUGUUAGUAAGUAAUGUCCAAUUAAUUAUGCACUGCAAUGCAUACAUUGCUUAUCUGUGGCAAUUAAUGUACUCAUACUUACUGUGGGGAAGAUGGUGAUUAUUGAGACUGUGAGUACAAGAUACAUUUUUCACACGUGUUUUUCUAUGUGUUGGCUGUUGAAAACAUUUGGAUGAUUUUCACUUAACUGUAAUUAAUCCAAAACGCAGGAUUUUGGAUUAAUUACAGUGUUCGAGUAACAUUCAGUCCUUGUCCAAGGCAUCCAGAGAAGGCUACCGCUGAUUUUCUGUCCAGCCAUGAAGUUAAUUGUGUUCACCAGCUGUUUCUGAUCAGAUGGACCAGCAGGACUCUGUGGCCAACGAAAUGGGAUUGAAAACCACUGAACUGUGUGAAGUGAGAGCAACAAGUUCUUGAUUUCUUCAUCACAGAAUGGGGGCAGCUGCUUUGAAGAUAUGUAAAAAAAAAAUGGAUCUGGAAGAAUUCAUAAUGUGCAGUUCUAUAUUCAUUACACUUAGCUGCAGAUAAAGUGUCCUUUGCUGGUGGUCUUUCAAUGAGGGGAAACAUGAACAUUAAUCAACAACAGGGCCUCACAGGGCACACACAUAUAUAGCCCUUAUUGUACACACUGCUCCCAGAGUUAACUCCCAGAGUUUAACGCUUAGGAGAAAUUAUGGUUCAUGCCUUCAUGUCAAAUAAAGAGACACUGGCUUGAAUAAGUAGACUGAAGUAAGGUAAAUGCUUGUCGGAUUUUGUCUGGGUGCAUAAUAAAACUGAAAAUUGUGGCAUGUUACAAUAUGUAUUGAACAAGUGAUGCCAUACUUAAACUAUUUUUUAAAAAAUGGGGGUAGUAUUUAUUGCAUGUACUGUGGUGCAUGUACCCUGCAUACUUAGGGUAAUACAGGAAAAAUAAAGUUCAACUCCCUGAACCUGACAGCUGGAAAAGCCAUCUAUAGAUGGGAAGAUAGUCUAAAUAGAGGGGAAAUAGAAGCUAUCAAAGCAUUUUUUUAAAUGCAAAGGUGAAGUUAGAAGUCCUAUAUAUAAACCUUCAGACUUGAUUUUGAACAAAAAUCAGAGGACACAAAUAACAUCCAA